GCUGAUAUUAGAAAAAAAACUAGAAAUCAUACACAAACCGAAUCAUAAAAAGAUUAUAGAUCUUUAGGCGUUAUUGUUUUUAUUCAGAAUAGAGAUUAAUCCAACUUAAAAAGUGAUAUUUUGAGACGGUUUAACUCAUUAAAAAGGAAAUAAAGUAGAAAGGAAAAUCAGUGGUUGUAAAACAUUAUAAAAGGAGGGCUCUUUUGGUUCAUUCACACAUUCAUCAACGCUUUCUGAUUCAGCUGAGUUCAAGGUUUGCUUCUAAAACUUUAUUUCUUCGAUAAAUAUUUGUGAUCUUUCGUGUCAUAAUGGCGACGAGAACGAGGAUCUUCAGCUUCGUGUUCAUGAUGAUGAGCUUCACGGUUCUCUUGGGUUGCUGCUGCUCGGCUAGGAUCUACAAAGUUGGAGACUCCGAAGGAUGGACUGCCAAGGACGAUGUCUAUUACGCUUGGGCCGAGACCGACCAUAAGGAGUUCCACGUGGGAGAUUCACUGAUCUUUGAAUACGAUCCCAUCAUCAAUGACGUCACUCAAGUUUCUGGUGCUUUAGAAUACGAGUUAUGCGACUAUUCUUCUCCAAAAUCCGUCUAUAACACAGGACACGAUGUCGUGACUCUCACGGAACCAGGUUUUCACUACUUCAUCACCUCAAACCAAACUCAAUGCGUACUGGGACAGAAGCUCGAUGUUCUUGUCAUCCAUGACCCAUCACGUCCGAUUCCUCCACCACCACCGAGCAAGAUACUUCCUGUCGGAAAGACCUACAAGGUCGGAGACUCGGAAGGAUGGAAAGUUUAUGACAGUGACUUUUAUAACAAGUGGAGCAAGGGGAAACAGUUUCAAGUUGGAGAUACUUUGCUUUUCGAAUACGCCAACCAAGUAAACGACGUUUAUGAAAUCAACGGUGAUCUAGAGUUCAUUACAUGCGACCCAACGUCUCCUGUAGCCGUGCACAAGACAGGACACGAUCUUGUUAGGCUGAGCGAACCAGGAGUUUAUUAUUUCAUAACCUCACAGCCGGGUUAUUGUGAGGCUGGACUUAAGCUUCGAGUGGUGGUGGGGCCACUAGCCAAAGCUGUUACUAACCCUAAUUUUCCCAAGAAGAUGGACUUGUCAGCUAUGGAACGUCUCAACAACUGGUUACAGACUUUCAAACCCCAUCAUUAACCCAUCCGUUAUCUUAUUUGGUUUGAGCUUUUUAACCACUUUAUCGUUAUUGUCGUCUCUCUCUCGUCUCGUUUAGCUUCUUUAGUGCUUUGUUUCGAGAGUAUAUUACCAUUGUUGUAGAGUUUAUUUGUUUCGAGAAGUAUUCAAGAAAACAACAUGAUUGGUUAAA
Molecule: messenger RNA, 1335 nt
Organism: Brassica napus (rape)
Lineage: Eukaryota; Viridiplantae; Streptophyta; Magnoliopsida; Brassicales; Brassicaceae
Product: blue copper protein-like
Exons: 1
Coding region: 309-1166 (285 amino acids)
Cellular component (GO): plasma membrane
Molecular function (GO): electron transfer activity
Source: RefSeq, a predicted model, not a curated record